UUCUCCAGCGUCCGCGAGAGCUGCGCUCAUAUUGACUGCGGCUGCGGCGCUGACAGCAGCACACAAAACACUCUGAGAAGCAGCAGAGAGACAGAGGCUUAUAAUGUCCCCCUCCUCCCUGUGGAUUAUUCUUAUAAUGUUCUGGAGCUCCGCGACUCUGGACGCCAGGAAAGCAGACGAGUCCCUCAGCGGGAGCGUGCAGCGCGCAAGAUGCGCGUCCCGGUGCCUCAGCCUGCACAUCACGCGCAUUUCUGCAGCCUUCAGACAUUUACAGAGCAAUGGAUCAUUGGUGUGGUGUGAGAAUCACAAGCAGUGCUCAAAGUGUCUGGAACCGUGCCGGGCCUCAUGGGACCUGAAGGAAAACCAGUGUCAGGAUCUGUGCGAGACUCAGUUCCCGAAGAAGCACUACGAGUGUCUGACGAGCUGUGAGUUUCUGCGGUCGGUGCAGACACUGAAGCAGGGCGAUUGUCCGGCGGAGGAGAAGGCCAGCGGGUUUGAGGCCGCAUGCGUACAGAGCUGCGACUCUGACAGCGACUGCACAAGUCUGAAGAAGUGCUGCUCUAACGGCUGUGGACACACCUGUCAGACACCCAAGAACGUUUAUAAAGGGUCUCCUCUGAAGCCGCGUAAGGAUCUGCAGUUUGUGGAGCAUCCGUCAGGUCAGCUGGAGCUGCGCUGGUCCUCACGCUUCAAUGUGUCUGUGGAGCCGGUGCUGUAUGUGCUGCAGAGACGCUGGAACUCUGGGAUACACCCUACUGAAGACCACGCUACACACUGGAGAGACAUCGCUCAGGUGAGCGAGGAGCGUGUGGUGCUGAGCGAUGUGCGUCCCAGCCGCUGGUAUCAGUUCAGGGUGGCAGCAGUAAACGUUCAUGGCACACGGGGGUUUACUGCGCCCAGCAAACACUUCCGCUCGCACAGAGAUCCGUCUCCUCCUCCUUGUCCGUCUGCUCUGCGUGUGGUGAACAUGAGUGUGUGUGCAGACGGUCUGCUAUCGCUCCGCAUCCACUGGAGUCUCCCUGCAGAGUCUGAUGUUCCUGUUCAUCACUACAAGAUCUUCUGGAGCAGCACACACACACCGACGAAGACACUGACGAACCACAGGAGGAGGAGGAAGACCAGCCACGGGGAGAACUUCAUGAAUCUCCCCAGCCUGCUGUUCUCCUGUAAGUACACUCCUGUGAAGGUUUUGGCGAAGCCUGAAAAUCUGACAGCGUCCUUCAGCUUCCACGACGGUAACGUGACGGCUAGUUUCGUGUGGAGCGUGUCGCAUCAUCAGCCUCACCAGCCAAUCACAGGCUUCCAGGUCACAUGGGCGGAGGUUUCCACAGAGAGCCGUCAGAACAGCCUUCCAAACAGCAUCAUCUCUCAGUCGCAGAUCCUGCCGCCGAAUCGUAACCUGCUGGUGGUGUGGAACCUCCGUCCGGCCUCCGUCUACAGGUUGGAGGUUCAGGUCAUCACCACAGCUGGAGAAGGGUUAGGGUUAGGGCCGGCGAUAAAGAAGAUCUUCCAGACGCCCAGCCGAAAAACUCGUCUUCAUCAACAGCACCAUAAGAAGUCUUCAGCAGAGAAACACUGAAACCAGCAGGAAAACACAAGACUUUUUAAUUCUCUACGGUUUUCAUCGCAAAACCCAAACUCUUGCAGCACCGUUUCAUGUCCGGAUUUACACCGUUUCUGCAAGUUAAGAUCACCUUGGGAAGACGAAUCCCAACCUGCCCAGACCGCAAGAAAUCCAGUUUUAUUUGAAUGGAAGAAUUGAGUCAUUCAGCUGUAGAGAAAUACUCGGUUAUCAUCAAACAUUCACUUAUAGAGUGUUUUCAUUUGUGUUUCAUCCCCGUAUGCACAGCCGUACUGGAGAGACUUGGAUGUAAACGACAGCAUGACUGAAUUCAUUCAUUCAUUCAUUUUCUUUUCGGCUUAGUCCCUUUAUUAAUCCGUGGUCGCCACAGUGGAAUGAACCACCAACUUAUCCAGCACGUUUUACG
This is a messenger RNA of Danio rerio (zebrafish), 1988 nucleotides long. Lineage: Eukaryota; Metazoa; Chordata; Actinopteri; Cypriniformes; Danionidae. The record is from RefSeq and is a predicted model, not a curated record.